UACUUAUCUGUGGAUCCACAUGGCUUGUGCCUUCUAUAGUCUCCGAUUGUAUGGAUAUCCUCAAGGCCAAGGCUCCAAGUAUGGUGAUCAGCGAGCUUGUCGAGCUUUUCCAGUGCGCCCACAACGUAAACAACAAGAAGCUUAUCGACAUUUCUAAAAAUAACUUGAGCCGUUUUAACACCACCAUGAAUUGCUACGAUGCACUGCUUCUGACUUCGGAUGUCUUUGAGCAGUAUGUCAUUCUGGCCGAGGGCUUAUUGCCCGAGAUCGAGCGGUUCAAGAUGAUCCAGUCUUACAUAACCGUUAGUGGAUUGAUCCACCAUGAGACAGCCGAGCCUUCACUGGAUGUCGUCGACGACAAGAAUAAUGAAAAUGACAGUGGUGUUGGUGACGUGGCAAUACCAAAAUCCAAUUCUGAAGACAGCGAGGGCGAAGAUCCACAAACUGAGGGCGAGCCCGGAACUUCAAAGGCGAUUUGCGAUAGCAACGUGCAGAAAACAGAAGUGCAUAAAGAUAGUGAUCUCCUGGAUGAGGCCAAGGAUAGCAAGAUAAAACUCAUACACCUUAAAUACAUAAAAACACUUCUGGGCUACAUCAAAUUCAAUAAUAUGACUAAAAAUGAUGUUUACAACGUAAUUGGCAAGUCCAAUUUGUUGAACUUCAAAGAAAAAUUCGAUGCCCUAUACCUAACUACUUACUAAACCAUAUAUUGGCUUAUUUCAUGUACUUAAACUGGACCGUACUAAAAAAUGAA
Drosophila suzukii is the source of this 754-nucleotide messenger RNA. RefSeq lists its product as uncharacterized. The record is from RefSeq and is a predicted model, not a curated record. NCBI's taxonomy places the organism in Eukaryota, Metazoa, Arthropoda, Insecta, Diptera, Drosophilidae.